GUCAGAUUCAGGGGAAGAGCUUCUCACACAAACGGCAAAAACACGGGCUUGUUUUGGUUGCAGGACAGAUGAAUCUCGUAUAUAUCUGAGUGGAAAUGCUCUCCUAAGUAAUAGAGAGUGCUGACAUUCCCCAGCUAUCACCUGACCACCCUGGACCCCUUCCCAUCAUCACCAUGGAGACUGCCAACAACUAUGUGCUGAUCCAUGGGAAGAAUAUAUCCCAUAAUUCCCUGGCUGGCUCUGCUGCGGUGCCCCACAUGUCCAUCGACAAGCUUUUCCCAGCUCUGCUUGAGUGCUUUGGCAUCAUAUUGUGUGGCUACAUAGCUGGCAGGGCGGAUAUCAUCACAGAGAGCCAGGCGAAGGGUUUGGGGAACUUUGUGUCUAAGUUUGCUCUUCCUGCUCUGCUCUUCAAAAACAUGGUGCUGCUGGACUUUGGAGAUGUCAUCUGGGCGUUUCUCUGGAGUGUCCUGGUCGCUAAGGUGACGGUGUUUGUGCUGGUAUGUGUGCUCACUCUGAUGGUGGCCAGUCCAGACAGCAGAUACAGCAAGGCUGGCCUGUACGCCAUCUUCGCUACGCAGAGCAAUGACUUCGCCUUAGGAUACCCUAUAGUUGAUGCUUUAUAUCGGAGCACAUAUCCAGAGUACCUCCAGUACAUCUAUCUUGUCGCUCCGGUCUCCCUCAUGCUCCUCAAUCCCAUCGGCUUCGCUUUUUGUGAGGUGCAGAAGUGGAGGCAGGCCAGCCAUUCACAGCACAGCACACUUGGCAUCCUGGGAGUCGUAGUCCUACAGGUGUUGAAGAACCCAGUCGUGUUCAUGGUGAUAGUGGGAAUCGUCGGCCACUUCGCCCUGGGCCAGCAGAUCCCUGCUGUGCUAUCAGAGUUCAUAGAUGGCCUGGCUAACUCUUUUGGAGGGGCGGCCUUGUUUUACCUCGGCCUCACGAUGGUCGGCCAGCUUAGAAAACUAACCAGAGAUACUGGAGUUGCCUUGAUUCUCCUCAUCACAGCCAAACUCCUGGUGAUGCCACUGGUCUGUAAAGACAUGGUGGAUAUUCUGGACGUGGGAGUGAACAGUACGAGUGCCAACCACACUAGUCUGUCUAACUUUGCUUUCCUAUAUGGAGUCUUCCCGACCGCACCUAGUGUGGCCAUCUAUGCUGGACACUACAACAUGGAGCUAGAGGUGGUGACAUCAGGGAUGGUAAUCAGCACGUUUCUGUCUGCACCCAUCAUGUACGUGUCGGCCUGGUUGUUAACUAUCCCUCUAAUGGACCCGACCCCCUUGGUGACUGAACUCGAAAAUGUCAGCUUUAACAUUAGCAUUGUCAGCCUUGUAGCGCUGGUGUGGACCAUAAUGGUGAUGUUGCUAAGCAGGAAAUUUAACAGACUUCCUCACCUCUUUGCCUUAAAUCUUUUCCUGGCUCAGUUUUUGGUGUGCGUCAGUAUGAUCCUGUGGAACUUCUUGGUGAAAAAAGAGGAUAAUCUCGUCGGCAAAAUUCUCACCUUCACUCUGCUCUAUGGCUCUCUGUACAGCACCUACAUUUGGACAGGUUUAAUCCCCCUCUGUCUGGCUCUGACUAACAGAGAUGAUCUGCUGAGGCUUCGUCCAGGAGUAUUCAUGAUUUUGGGUUGGGGGGUUCCCUUCCUGAUGGUUGGAGGUCUUCUGAUAUCAGGAGAGAGGACUGAUACCAUAGACUCUGCCUUCUUCUAUGGUCGAGCUCAGAUAAUCAGCACAGCAGUGGUGCUUGCAGUCAGCCUGGUGCUUGGUGCAAUAUCUCUGAUGGGUCUCAGCCAGGGAGACAGGGAGCAGAGAGGCUACCAGGCCCUGAGCAGAGCUGCUGUAACAGGCAUCAAUGAAGAGCCGAGGGCCCCUGGUGGCCAGGAGGAUCCACAGCAACAACAACAACAACAGCCACAGAUGGCAAAUUCACCUGCCUGCAGCAUCAAUUCAGACCUCCACAGUUUCUCUCCUCUCCAGACGUUACCUGACAUGAUAGCCAGCACACAGAGGGAGCACACAAACAGCACAGGCCACAUUGGGGCGCUGUUUGACGGGCAGCAGCAGGGUUCUUCCUCCUCUGAGCAGCCGCUGAAUCUGCCACCACCUGGGCCUCAAACCACUGAUGACAAGCAGACAGUCAGACACGUUCUGCUCUGUCUGUUGCUCUUUGUCAGUCUGCUAGCGAACCUGUCCAGCUGCUUGUGGUGGUUGUUCAACAAAGAUCCAGGAAGACUUUACCUUGAACUGCAGUUCUUCUGUGCGAUAGCAAACUAUGGCCAGGGGUUCCUCUCAUUUGGGAUCUUUGGUCUGGACAGACACCUCAUCAUCCUGCCUUUUAAAAAGAGGCUGCUCGGGCUGUGGCAGGGCAGGGACAGCGAAGAUCUGAGUCCCUCAGGUGUACCAGAGGAGGUCAGGCUCACCUGUACCCAGUUUGUCCGCUACCACAAAGACCAGUGUGUGCAAGACAUAGUGCACACACGCAGGUUUGGAGGAGGAGGAGGACUAGAGGAGGAGGCUUCGAGACAUUCCCCCUCCCAUCAGCCCCAGCACCUGCACCCACAUCAGAAUACUCAGAUGCAACUUACACACGAGGAGCAGAAUCUGCACCAGAUUCACCGAAGUCACGAUCCAGCUGAGUCCUGCGGCCAGUGUUCGCCUCCAUCCCGACCCUGGCUUGAGCCUGAGAAUGAACACCAAUCACAUGCAUCCGACUCUGAUAUCCCAGAGGAGCAAAAUUCCCAGAUUCAAUCUAACCAAGCUAAUCCCCACCACCUACACCAGCAUGAUCUUCCUUCAAGCCCACCCCCUCCCCAUCAUCAUCCCCAGCCCCAUUUCGAAAGUGUGUUUCGGGGCAGUGACUUGGUGGACUGGCUGGUUGAGCGGGGCCUGUGCGCCGGGCGAGCCGAGGCCCAACUGUACGCCGUUCGACUUCAGCUGGGAGGAGUGCUAGACCACCUGACAGGUUGGCACAGCUUCAGGGAUGAACCCACCCUGCUGUACCACUUCACAUAGGGGAGAGAGAGGGAGAGAUGGGAGGGAUGGUCCUGGAACAUGUGAGGAGAAAGGAGGUGGAGGCUGAAGUAGAAAGGCAGAGGGGAAGGGGAGUAAGAUGAGACAACAGGAGGUACCGAGCGGCAACCACCAGGGCUGAGAGCCAAAGCAGAAGUGCCUUAUGGUGCAGUUUUUUCCAACACACACUAGAUGCUGGCUCUGGAAAGGCUCAUCGUAUUGAAGUCAAUGAAACAGACCCACAACUUCUCUAUAGAAUUUAGCUCCUCCAUUACUAGUUUCACCUCCUGCAACACGUGUGUCUGCGGCAGUUUUGACACAUUUGUUCCAAGCUGAUGUUAAGUGGUAUAUUUGAAGGAGUGUUUGCUUUGAUUGACAGGCUUCUUAGGCUCUUCAUGGUGGUUGCUGCUUGUUUGUCCACUCAGGACUCAGGAGAAGUUCCUUGAAAUAUUUCCAGAGCUAUUAUGAAAAAACAGUGACACAAGAAAAGUAGUGGUUGGGAUCGUGGAGUCCGUUAAGAAAGAAGAAGCAACGCUCCCUGCUGGUACUUCGUCUCUCCUGACUCUGGACCAAGUCUUCUUCACUUUUUAUAAACAUUUUGGUUCAUAUCUUUUCACCACUCUAAACUGAGCUGGCUUUGAUCAUAGCUUUUUGAUUUUAGUCACAUUCAGAUGUGAACAAGAUAGAAUCGCUCUCCUCAGUGUGACAGAAAAGUGGGUUUUCAUUUUCUUCUGGAGGUCUGUGAGCCAAUGAAUUCACAUUUUCAAUGUGUGAAAGACGAAUAAGCUUUGAUUUAAGGACAUUCAUCAGCCUGUCGUCCACAAAUAUAUUUAUGUGACAUUUGCGUGCAAGUGGUCAGAAGACAGAGCAGUAAACUGAUAGUACUGUACGUUUGCUCUUUGCCAGUGAGCUGCAGGGCUGCUCGCUGAAAGCCAAUGGCGUUCUUGCCUGCUCGUUUUAUGUCGUCAUGUUUUUUUCAGAUGCAAGAAUCUGCCUGUCACUUCAGUAUCUGGUAUUUUGCACGCUGUGUCUUUUAACCGCUCUGGUCUACGUUGACUACUUGCAUGACUCGGAGCAGCACAGACUCCUGCUCAGCACUGAACCUUUUGCACUGACUGAAUAAUGACAUUCUUCACGGUUUUAAAUUAUGCAACUCACUGGAUACUUGUCUUGUGACGAUGCUGCGGAGGAUGUUUGUUAUCUUUGCCUUGUGUAAUUGUGUCGCCGCUGUCAAUUUGAAACAUUUGUUUGGGACUGAUUGUGGUCAUGUCACUAAAUGCAGUGUCAGAAUUCAGCCCAGGCCAGACCUCAACUGAAAUUACUCCUUAGUUAGUUUUUCUGGGUGACUGAUCCCAAGUAAAUGCCUAAAAAUAUUCUUUUUGAAACCUCAAGAACUCAAAAAUGUGUAGUUGAGUGAGAAAUUUGUGGAAUUCACCAGAACCCUUCAUCUAAAACACCAUUAGAGUUCUUCAUCUGACAGAUACAGUCACGACUACAGUCCUGAACUAUCCUGCUGUAUGUUGUAGACAAAACUGACAUCAGGCUGUAAGUUAUAACCACUACUGAACUGUUUACAGACUGUUUGGCUCCCAGUGAGCGACUGGCAGCACUAACUACACUACACAUACUGUUUGCCUGCUAAGUGCUGCUGAUUUGUAGAUAUUGUUACGAUGAAGUUUACAGUGUGUAGGCAGGACUGCAGAAGAUGGCUUGAUGGUGAUAUAUGCCCAUGUGAGCGGAGAUAAAGACCACACUAAUGUCAAAAACUGCUAGUUGUGAGACCUGAGGAUGGCGAGGUUGACCCAGAGUGACCCCUGACCUUUCACCUGCAGCGUUAAUUACAAAGAAAGUAUGCUCUUCUGGAUCUUCUUCCCUUCUCUUCUUCACAGACCUCCCAGAAACUACCCAUGUGCAUAUAUGUCUGUCUGCAUGUCUUCUGCUGUCUGACACAAUCAUUUAGAGGGAAACUUUUUUCAACCUGGACCCCUCUUCUCCCAUGUUUUUCUGUCUAACUGACUAAUUGGUAACCUGAUGCACCAGAUGGUUCGUGGACACUGUUUGGAAAAGGGCAGGCACUUAAAAAAAAAAAAAAAUACUUGGCAGGUGAUUGGAUGAGCCAUCUGUCUAUCAUGGCCUAACUUCAACCAAUCAGAUGACCCAAUUAUAAGACUUAGUAGGAGAGCGAAACUCUUUGCAAAAGCCAGUCAGGAGAAGAAGGAAAACAUGUUUCCAUCGAGAAAAACCUUCAGUGCCGUUCUUUGCUCUUCUGUUAAUGAAAAUACUCUCCAGUUUUGAUGUAACUGAUGCUGUAGCAGCAUCUACUACAACCUCUUUAGGAGCCGACAUUGUUUUCAAACGAACAGUCGCUUCUCCCGCUGUCAUCUCACCUAAACCACGGCCAUAACUGCCAGUAGUUCCUCACAGGACGCUGACUCGAAUGAACCACUUUGAUUCAGCCACAAAUGCAUAACUUCAAGCCUGGCAAGAUGGAUUCUUGGCCCACGUGAUCUUUAGUGAUCUCGCAAAUCUAGCUGGCUCGCAAGGUGAACUAAUGGGUCCGCCAUUUUUUUUAAGUGGGCCAGUAUUUAGGGAGAACAUUGCAUCAAAGAGAAAUCUCAUUCCAAAGUCUCGCGAGAGUUGAGUUGUUGCUGGAAGACAUCAAUGGAGACUUAAGUGAGAGUUGCAGAGAGCCGGAAACCCUUAGUCCUUAAUAUUGAGCUCAUUUCGACAAACAAGCAACAAGUCAACUGAAGCAAGACCUCAGAGGGAGACUGCUCCUUGAGCGAGACUUGGUUAGACAGCAGAUCGGAUCAAAAUUGGGUCCAGAUUGAAAAAUACUGACAUUUCCUUUUAAGUUCAUGCAAUUCACAUCAGAUCCUUGUGUUUACGGAGCUGUUUAAUAAGUUGAGGGCCUGCCUUUGCUAGUGUGUAGGUGUGUGUGUGUAUGUGUGUGUUUGUGUGCAUGAAAAAAACGUCUGAGUUUCUGUGUGAUGUGUGUGUGUGUAAGUGUAGGAAAGCACUGAGAGAGAACAAGAGAUUUUAAUGGAAAGUGUAACUGUGUGUUGUUGGUAGACGGGAUCAGUGUAACUGUGGAUGUUCUGUUUCAAGUGUGUUGCAGUAAAUCAAUCAGGGUCAACGACUGUGACCAACAGAAAGGCACAAAUAAACUGUUUGCAUCCAAA
Molecule: messenger RNA, 6187 nt
Organism: Chelmon rostratus (copperband butterflyfish)
Lineage: Eukaryota; Metazoa; Chordata; Actinopteri; Chaetodontiformes; Chaetodontidae
Gene: gpr155b
Product: G protein-coupled receptor 155b
Exons: 20
Coding region: 174-3008 (944 amino acids)
Biological process (GO): intracellular signal transduction; G protein-coupled receptor signaling pathway; transmembrane transport
Cellular component (GO): membrane
Molecular function (GO): G protein-coupled receptor activity
Source: RefSeq, a predicted model, not a curated record